GGCCGCGGCCGCUGGUUCCGGAUCGCGCCGCUGAUCCCCGGCCCGGCCUGGCUCCGCGACCUCGGCGCCAUGAAGGCGAUAAUCCAGCGGGUCACCCAGGCCAGCGUGACAGUGGGUGGGGAACAAAUAAGUUCCAUUGGAAGAGGCAUCUGUGUGUUGCUGGGUAUUUCUUUGGAAGAUACUCACAAAGAGCUAGAACACAUGGUUCGCAAGAUUUUAAACUUGCGUGUGUUUGAAGAUGAAAGCGGGAAACACUGGUCUAAAAGCGUGAUGGAUAAACAGUAUGAGGUGCUUUGUGUCAGCCAGUUUACUCUGCAGUGCAUCCUGAAAGGAAACAAACCAGACUAUCACAUGGCUAUGCCUGCAGAGCAAGCAGAGUCUUUCUACAACAACUUCCUAGAACAACUUAAAAAAGCCUACAAACCAGAGCUUAUUAAAGAUGGCAAGUUUGGAGCCUACAUGCAAGUAAACAUCCAGAAUGAUGGUCCUGUGACUAUAGAACUGGAAUCCCCUGCUGCCACCAUGGACCCCAAGCAGCUGACAAAGCUUGAAAAACAGCAGCAAAGGAAAGAGAAGACCAGAACCAAGGUACCCUCUGAAUCAAGUAGAGAAAGAAAUGCCCCUCGUAAUAAGGAUGACCCUAGUGCAAGCAGUGGAGCAGAGGGAGACGUGUCUUCUGAAAGGGAACCUUGAUCCUCAAAAGCAGGGCCUCAGGUUUGGACUCCUGAAGAAUCUGCUCCUGGACAUCUACUUGUGCUCGCUCAUAGGAGAGGACGAAGCUGUGCAAAGGAGGAGUGAGAAGAAGAUGCGUGUGAAAGGAAGGAGUGGCCAGUUAACAUCAGCUUGUAUAUGAAGCUGCUUCUUACUCAGAAAGCCUGGCAUCUGUAAUCUCCAGCCUGAGGUUGGCUACCUUCAUGCUGACGUUGCUGGAGUCAGAAUCAGAGGAGGAUGUUUUUGGGACACUAGGACCGUCAUUCCUCACGAUGCUGUAUUGCAGGAAUAUGGAUUAAAUAAUCAUUACCUUUUACCAAUAGAAAUGGAGCCUCAGUUGAGUAACCCUUUGUCCAUUUUGCUGUAACCCUCUUCCUGCCUUGCUUCAUUCCCUGCUCAUUGAGUGAUUGGUCCCCACCUCCAUGUGGCCAGUGACUCUGGAUUGUGGGCCAUAUGGGGCGAGGUUUGUGGUCUUGUUCAGUUAGGCACCUAGGAAGUUUUUCACUGCUGUAAAACCACAAGCCCUAUAAACACCGCUAAUAAUGGGCUCAGUGGAAUGAAAAAGUGGCUGCUGUCUUGUAAAGUCCUAGGAAAUGUUUCGUCUCAGGAGUCCCGAGAAAGCCUUGUGAAGUUUAUAUGCAACAAAUCAGACUGCAAGAAAUGCUGCAUUUUGUUCUUUUUGUUUUUCAGCUUGAAAUGCCCAUGAGGGCUGAACGCAACUUCAAGCUGAAUACUUCAGCUCUUUGUCUAAAUUGAAUAUUUGCAAAUCAUCCUGCUGGGAUUUACACCAACACUGAGCAACUUACCAAGGGUUUUUAUUGCCCUGCCUUCCAAUCCUACUAUUGGUUGCGCAACCAUGGGUGGGGGUGGGGAAGGAUAUCUUCCUGAUCACUAGAAAUUAUGCUAUGAAUCCUUUCAAUUUUCAGUAAAUCUGUCGCUGCCUAUUAUAUUCAGGCAAGGCUGUAAUUAUAGCAAUAAAAGAGUUUAUUGUGCAUCAUGCACAUGUUUGAGACAAA
Molecule: messenger RNA, 1727 nt
Organism: Chelonoidis abingdonii (Abingdon island giant tortoise)
Lineage: Eukaryota; Metazoa; Chordata; Testudines; Testudinidae
Source: RefSeq, a predicted model, not a curated record